Messenger RNA from Eimeria necatrix, 789 nucleotides. RefSeq lists its product as hypothetical. The transcript has a single exon. The record is from RefSeq and is a predicted model, not a curated record. Lineage: Eukaryota; Apicomplexa; Conoidasida; Eucoccidiorida; Eimeriidae. The coding region runs from base 1 to 789 and encodes 262 amino acids.
AUGCAAGAUGCCUUUCUGAUGACUCUUCGCAUUCAAGAGCUGCAGCGGCAGCACGAGGCAAUCACUAUGGGCAAGGCGGCGGGGGCUGCUGCUGCUGCUGCUGCUGCAGCUCCUGCUGCUGCUGCUGCCGCAGUGCCAGCCCCUUCGCAGGCUGCGCUCACUGCCGCAGGGGCGCCUCCCCAGGGAACUGGCAACGACGAGUCAGCAGCAGCAGCAGCAGCAGCAGCUGCUGCUGCUGCUGCUGCUGCUGCCCCGGGGAUUCCUGGGGCUGUCUGCCUCCCCUCCCCUGCUGACACUUUUGCUGCUGCUGGGACUCGAGCUGCUGGCAGCAACUUUGCAGCGCCCAUGGGGGUCCCCUCUCCUUCCUCUUUGGCUGCCCCGGGGCCCCGGGGCCCCGGCCUUUCUGCUGCUGCUGCUGCUGCUGCUGCAGCAUACUGCCCCCCGAAGUCUCCCCACCUGGCAGCAGCAGCAGCACCUCCGCAUGACCCGCAGCAGCAAACUCACCAACAGGCAAAGGCUGCCCUGCAGCCGCAGCCCCACCUGGCCCAGCCAAUGCAGGGCCAGCAGCAGCAGCAGAUGGUCCAGCAGCAGCAGCAGUUCCUUCAGCAGCAGCAGAUGCUGCAGCAGCAGCAACGCCAGAUGAUGCAGCAGCAGCCCCAGGCGCCUUACCUACAGAAACAGCCGCAUGCACCGGCCCCAACACAGCCGCCUCCGCCGCAGCAGCAGCAGCAGCAAGUGCUGCAGCAGCAGCCAAUGGGGCAAAUGCCCGUGGGCCUCAAUCCUAUGUAG